CUUGGCAGUCUGUCUCUGCUAACAAUUGCUUUUCUUUCCCAAGUAUAUUAUUAACAAUUAUGCUAUUUUAACAUUUUUCUCCGUAUAUCAUUAAGAUAGAUCAUUAUGAGAUAGAUUGUAUUGAUGAGAUAGAUCAUUGAAAAUAGGAAUGCCUAAACAAGAUUUAUUAAUAGAUCCAUCUAAUGAAAUCGAAUUCACGGGUCCUUUCGACGAAAUUUCGAUAUCUGAAUUAAUUCUCACCAACGUAACUAAGAAAAGAAUUUAUUUUAAAAUAAAGACUAAUCAACCCAAUAAAUACUCCAUUCGUCCUCCUAAAGGAACAAUAGCUCCCGAUGAAAUAAUUAUCGUCUUAAUUUCUCUUCUUCCGAAUAAGUAUGACCCCAAAGAGAAAGGAAGACAUAAAAUAAUGGUUCAGUACAUGGAUGCUCCACUUCACGAAGCUAGUCCAGUUGAAUCUUGGGAAAAUGUUGGUGUUAAUGAUAUUACGGAGAGAAAAUUGAAAUGCGUAUUUCACGACGAUGUCGACCAGAUUUCAUUCUCGGAUCUCUCUUUCGCUUCGACACUUCAUCAAUUGUCCUUUCACACCAUCAGCUUUCCACAUUUAGAAGUAUCGUGUGGACAAACUUUAGAAACAAAAAUCGCCCCGUGUAGACCACCACAAAAUAAAGAGCACAAAUAUAAAGAUUUUAAUAAGAGUUACAAUGGAAGUAUAAUGACUCCAAAUCAGGAACAGGAGAACAGUAACUUCUCAUGGAAAUUUUGUUUCGGUUUAUUUAUUUUGUACUUGUUGAAUGAAAGCUUAAAAAAUUGACAAAAUAUUUAAAAUAAAUUCCUAUAUAAAAUAACGUACAGCAGAAAAAUCUUGUGAAUAUCUUCCAUUUAAAUCACACUGCCAUUUUCUAAAAUUUCGUUUGCGGUUCUCGUGUCUCUUACAAUUAUAUCCAGUAAAGUAUCGACUUGUAACAAGAAUUACAAUUAAGGCUGUAGCCUCUUUGGUUAUAUACGAAAUUUCCAGCAGAUGGG
Centruroides sculpturatus (bark scorpion) is the source of this 1023-nucleotide messenger RNA. Its product is annotated as vesicle-associated membrane protein/synaptobrevin-binding protein-like. Lineage: Eukaryota; Metazoa; Arthropoda; Arachnida; Scorpiones; Buthidae. Gene Ontology annotation, cellular component: endoplasmic reticulum membrane; plasma membrane. Gene Ontology annotation, biological process: endoplasmic reticulum membrane organization. Gene Ontology annotation, molecular function: FFAT motif binding. Bases 149 to 811 code for a protein of 220 amino acids. The record is from RefSeq and is a predicted model, not a curated record. The transcript has 8 exons.